Molecule: messenger RNA, 746 nt
Organism: Paramecium sonneborni
Lineage: Eukaryota; Ciliophora; Oligohymenophorea; Peniculida; Parameciidae
Source: the annotation of a GenBank genome assembly
CACAAAUUAUAAAAUCUAGUUUUAUGAGUUUUGAACCAUAUCAAGAAACUAAAAAAACAGUAAAAGUUGCUCCAAUAAGAAUUGUGUAAAAUUAGCAUGAAUAAAGUGGAUCUUAAAACUAAACAACUAAAUAUCCAUAACUUAAUUUAUAAUUCUAAUUUUAAAAAAGUUUCACCCCAGCUGUUACAAUACCUUUAAGUUUUUUAUAGUAGCUUAUUUAAUAAGCUUAAUCUAAUAAGAUUUUGAAUUAAAUAGGGGAAUCUAAAAUGGUUAAUCAAGAACAGUCAUAGGCUGUAAAUAAUCUAAUAACUUAAAUUUAAUAUUAAAAACAAGGAACUCAAAAGCCUUAAGAUAAUAAUGAAGACUUUUUAAUAAAGUCAUAUUUAAUUAAGAGUCAAAUGAAAUUUAUUACUGAAGAUACAACUUCAAUAGAAAAAGUAAAACUUUAUUUUACUGACAAUCAAAACUUAUUACCUCAUUUUUGGGCAUGGAUCAAUUCUAUUGAAGUUAAAGCAUUAGAAGAAAUGCUUAUGCUAUGUUAUAUUAAUUAAUCCAGUACUCAAAGAAUUUAGGAUAUUUUUAAAUCUCUUUUUAAACUUUUAUCAAUCGAAUUUUUUUAGAAACAUGCAUAUGCAUAAAUUUUGAGAUCAAAUCUACAAGAGAAAAUUAAAUAUCUAUCUGAAAUAGGUGAUAUUUUAAAUAAAAUAGUUAAGCCUUAAGAUUAUUUCUAUUUUAAUAAGUCGUGA